This is a messenger RNA of Rotaria sp. Silwood1, 879 nucleotides long. Lineage: Eukaryota; Metazoa; Rotifera; Eurotatoria; Philodinida; Philodinidae. The record is from the annotation of a GenBank genome assembly.
AUGCAUGGACUCUUUUCAACAACAAAAGAACGUGAUGUUUCAGCAAUAUUCUCUGGCAGUGGAGCCGUUCGAGGUGAUAACCAUAGCGUUCAAUUUGAGAUAAAUAUUGAUUCGACAACAACAAAUUUAAUCAGACCUUAUGCAAAUGUGAAAUUAGUGAGUGCAAACCCAGAUGACGAAGAGAUUCUAUUUUUUAUGGGUUUCGUUUGGAAAAUUGUAUCGAUGACAGAGACAACAACAAAUCAUUGGCGGAUUGUACUUCAAUCAUGCGCAGAUUAUGACUCUCAAUUGAAUGAAUAUAUUGAACGGUAUACACGAAAUUGUACAUAUUUGUCUAUUGGCGACAUUUUACGAGAACUCGGUGAUUAUCCAAAUGCAAGUAAUUUUUAUGAACGCAUGCUACGCGAGUCGAAUAAAACUGAUGAGACUCGUGCGCAUGUCUAUUUUAAUAUGGCUAUAUUAGAGGAAAACCAGGGUGCAUACUUGAGAGCCUUAAGGUAUUAUCGAAAAGCAGAAAAAUUAAUCAAGUUAACAGAAACACACGAUAACGAAGUAUCAUCAUCAUCACCAAAAGCUCUUUUUUCCCAUAAUAUUUAUCCAUCUCGAAUGCAUGCCUUGAACAACAUAGGUCACAUUUACCUGAAAGAUGGUGAUUAUAAAUCUGCAGAAGAACAUUUCGAGAGAGCUCUUCAAGAAGAACCAAGUUCUGAAGUCGAACGAGCUGUCGUGCUAAAUAAUUUCGGUUUAUUGGAAUUCAAACGUGGAAAUUUAGAGAAAGCUCGUCAAUAUUUCAAUGAUGCAAUUCAACUUGCUCAAAACGAUGCCUGUUCAGCAGACUUUAGAGUCAAUUAUGAUAUGGUUAUGAGACGAAUCUCAUAA